This is a messenger RNA of Cantharellus anzutake, 1485 nucleotides long. RefSeq lists its product as uncharacterized. Gene Ontology annotation, biological process: glucan catabolic process. Gene Ontology annotation, molecular function: beta-glucosidase activity. Bases 1 to 1485 code for a protein of 494 amino acids. The record is from RefSeq and is a predicted model, not a curated record. Lineage: Eukaryota; Fungi; Basidiomycota; Agaricomycetes; Cantharellales; Hydnaceae. The transcript has 12 exons.
AUGGAUAUCCUAAGCGAUGAUCUCCGUGCUCGAUCAUUCCGCCUACUUGACGUAGAGAAGACUCUUUCCCAGCUGACCGUUGCCCAGAAAAUCUCGAUCUUAUCGGGAAGUGACAUGCUCAAUGCAUGGACGCUGCAUGGCAUCCGAGCUAAUGCAGGCAUCUCUUCCGCAGUGGCACACAACACUAGAUUCGGCAUUCCAUCCUAUUUUCUGAUGGACUUAACGGAGCCCGUGGCACCAAAUUCUUUGAAGGUAUUCGUUUUCCAUUACCAAUCACUUUCUGGGCUCAACGUGGGCUCAACGCAACUUGCAUCGCGUCGGGAAGGUGUCCCUGCGUCCUGCUUCCCCGUCGGAACGGGUCUCGGUGCAUCCUGGGAUCAUACAUUACUUUAUGUUGUCGGGAAAACGUUAGCUGUUGAGUCAAAGGCAAAGGGAGCGCAUGUCCAACCGUCAACAUCCAACGUUCCCCACUCAGUGGAAGGCGAUUUGAGAGUUACAGCGAGGACCCUUUUCUCAGCGAAUCACUUGCCCGCGUGUUCAUUGAAGGCUGUGAAUGACCAGGAAUUUGAGACUUACACCCCAAGUGUUUCCCAGCCAACAUGUCUACCAGGACACUCCGAGAAAUACAUCUCCGUCCAUUCGGACUCACGAUCAGGGCACCAAAAUCCGCCGUGGGCCAUAAUGACAGGUGGAUCGGUAAUGAGUGAUGGGAAUGGCACAUACUCUAUCACGGAAUCGAUCCGAGCUGGAUUAGACUUGGAGGUGCCCGGCCCCACUGUGGUUCGAGGCGCCGCCUUGAAUGCGGCUUUUCGUUCUAGGAAGGUCUCCGAACAAAAUAUCGAUGACAAGCCAAGUGGUGUCCCAGAAGACGCCCCUGAGAAGUCAAACGACGAUCCAGAGGUAAAGAAAAUCCUUCGAGAAGCUGCUUCCUCUGCGGUCGUUUUGCUUAAGAACGAGGCAAAUGUUCUUCCUUUGGAUCCUUCUGUUGUCAAAUCCGUUGGCGUCAUCAGCCCAAACGCAAAAAAUGCGGUUAUCUCUGGUGGGGGCUCCGCAGCACUUCAUGGGUGUCCAGCAUCAAGUUACACUGUUACACCGUUUGAUGCCAUUGCCGAUGCGGCAAGGGAGCGUGGCAUAAAUGAAGUCCAGUUCGUUCUCGGAGGAACCGCCCACAAGUAUGCGUCAGUUAUCGGUUGGGGACUCAGAGCAGCCGACGCUCGCGUUGCUGGUUGGAAGCUAAAAUUUCCUCCUGAAGCCACAUCCCAGGCGAGUCCGUCGUCAACACUCCAGCGACUGCCAAAGGAACUCGAGGGCUUUACGAAGACGGCGGUUCUUCAACUCAGGGGAUCUGAGGAUGUUUCUAUUGGGCUGGAUCACCUGGCCUUUGGAUUUUUCAACGACCAGGAGGAUAUGAAUCGCUGGGUUGCCGAGGAGGACGAAUUCAAAGUCUUUGUAGGGCCUACUCUCGAUGACGUCGUUCAGUCUUGA